UCUUGCUAUUCCCUCCAUUUGCUCUCUUCUGCUACUGCCGCUGCCGCCUCCACCACCGCCGCCGUCGCUGCCACCAGCACCACCUGCACUGUGAUGUUGUCUCGCACCUCGUUUAGAGGAGGCCGGGGUCGGGGCCGUGGUCGGAGAAGUUACUCCGACCGUCCCUCAGUCGACGGCAGGGACACUGCUGAGCAAUUUGUCACUGGCGACUCUCACUUCCGGCAAGUUCAAGACUCCAACCGAGGGUUUCGACCACCAUAUAGCAGAGGAAACUCUAACUCUAACUUUCAAUCAUCUACUAGGUUUAGUCCUCGGCCUAAUUAUUACAAUCCUCGGCCUCAACAACAGCAGCAGCAGUCUGUCGGUCAGUUCCAUAGACCUUCGCCGGCGCCACAACAGCAGCCACCUGUUGAUCAAAAUCAGCAAGCUUAUAGACCACCACAGCCACAUUAUAAUUUUAACCAACAGUUUAGACCGUGGCAGCCUAGGCCAAGGCCUCCGAAGGACUUGGAAUAUAGGAAUUGGGAGCAUGCGAAACCCGGGCCUCCUCCUGAAUGGGAGCGGUUUACAGUUCUAUCGUACAACAUACUUGCUGAUUACCUGGCUACAGAUCAUCAGCAUAAGCUUUACUUUCACGUACCUCGCCAUAUGUUGGAUUGGAAGUGGCGUAAGAGAAGUAUUCUUUUUGAGCUUCGGUUAUGGUCAGCUGAUAUAUUGUGUUUUCAGGAGGUUGACAGAUUCCAAGACUUGAAAGAAGAACUGGAGCUUCGAGGAUAUAAUGGUGUUUGGAAGAUGCGAACCGGUGAUCGAGUUGAUGGCUGCGCAAUAUUCUGGCGUAACUCAAGAUUCAAGUUGGUGCAUGAGGAGUCCAUCGAAUUCAGUGCACUUGGCCUUCGAGAUAAUGUUGCACAGAUAUGUGUAUUUGAGUCUUUAUCUCAGUGCAACAGUACCACUGCACCAGCUCCCUCGAAAAGAUCCUGUUAUUGCAGCUCAAAACAGGCAAAGAAGGUUGUGGUUUGUAACAUUCAUGUGCUUUUCAAUCCUAGAAGGGGAGAAAUCAAGCUUGGUCAGAUAAGGGUGCUUCUAGCUCGGGCUCAUGCUGUUUCAAAGCUUUGGGAUGAUGCUUCUGUCAUUAUUUGUGGGGAUUUUAAUAGUACUCCAAAGAGUCCAUUGUACAACUUUGUUGCAGAACAAAAGUUAGACCUGUCAGAACUUCCUCGUGAUCAAGUUUCAGGACAAACAUCGGCAGAAUUUUAUCCAUCAAGGCCAUCUAAUCCUAAUUCUGGGGCCCUUUCCACUGGUAACUUUUCUCAAGUAUUGCCAACAGCCAGUCAGAUGAAAGCAGAGAGCUGUGAUUCUCCAUUAGCUGAAGAGAAGAAAAAUUAUCCUGAUGAAUGUUCAGGAAAUGAGCAUUUUGCGGACUGCUUGUCUAAGCCUCUCUCUUCUGUGGUGGAAGAGCCUGUGGAGUCUUGCAUUAACAGCAUAUACGUAGAUGAAAGAACUGAUACAAAAUUAAGAGAAAAUGAUAUUGAAAUUUUUCAUGGAAGCGACAAUGAAAUUAAAUCUACCAUCUGUGAUUCUUAUGACUUGGAGGAAAGUCCAGUUGUGAUUCAGGAUGACAUGAAAUCUUCUGUUAGUCCUGUUAAGGACGUAAUCCAAGAUAUCAAUUUGUUGGGUGAUGAAAUGGACAACUUACUUAUAGAUGAGUUUCUUGAAGACACAAAGGAAGAUGGUUCAUUUGAAGAAGGUACAACUACAAGCUCCGAUAUCCAAGAGACUAAUCCACUUGGAAAUGAGAGUCUGAUUGACACGCGAGCUGUGGAUUCCGAGAUUAUUGAUGUGGAACAGUCACAAUAUGAUCCAUCAGCUUGGACUCCGGUGGAACUAGAAACUGCGACAGGAAGUUCAGAUUGCUUAGUAAUGGAACACCCUUUGAAGCUACGAAGCGUAUAUGGAGAAGUUGAGGAUUCUUCAGGUACAAGAGAUUCAACUGGAGAACCUGCAGUAACCAGCUACCAUAGGCGUUUCUUGGGCACAGUUGAUUAUAUAUGGCGCUCUGAAGGUCUCCAAACUUCCAGGGUUCUUGCCCCUAUUCCAAAGCAUGCUAUGCAGUGGACACGGGGAUUCCCUACAAAGAAAUGGGGAAGUGAUCAUAUAGCUUUGGUUUCGGAGCUGGCCUUCAGAGAGGAUAUUUCCAGCGUGAAUUCUGAUGUAAAAUUGCAGGAUCAUGUUCAGCAUUUGACUUUGAAUCAGACUUAAAAAAUGGGGAAGUGAUCAUAUAUCUUUGGUUUCGGAAUUGGCCUUAAGAGAAGAUAUUUCCAGCCUGAAUGCUGAUGUAAAAUUGCAGGAUCAUGUUCAGCAUUCAACUUUUGAAUCUUCAGACUUAACUGGGUCCACCAGGUUCUUAAUUUAAGCCCUAUAUUCUGUGCCUUGAGGAGUAUCCAGAAGUCUGGCAGAAAUUGUAAUUCGAUGAGAGGUUGUCACCAUUUGUGAAGUAGGAAACUUGUGUCAAAGGAACACUCAGUUCUUUUAACGGAGAUGAUUCUGGCUUUGUGUCUUCAUCUGUUGUGCGUCUGUCUGUGUCUUUGACGGACAGAAAACUGAGUUGCAACAGCUGUAUAAAUAGACUAUUAUUGUAAUUACAACUGUA
Messenger RNA from Coffea eugenioides, 2650 nucleotides. RefSeq names its product carbon catabolite repressor protein 4 homolog 6. The coding region runs from base 94 to 2259 and encodes 721 amino acids. Gene Ontology annotation, molecular function: 3'-5'-RNA exonuclease activity. The transcript has 18 exons. The record is from RefSeq and is a predicted model, not a curated record. Lineage: Eukaryota; Viridiplantae; Streptophyta; Magnoliopsida; Gentianales; Rubiaceae.